AUGAGCAAACAAACAUCUUCAAAUUUCCUAGCCAAAUCAAUAUCACAACAACAAACAGAUGAAGUGGAAAUCUCGACAAAUAAUCUGCCUCAUUUCGACUUUGUCGUCCCAGCGUACAGCAAGAAUCGACGGUUAUCGUCAAUCACGUCGACUGUUUUGCCUGAGACACUCAUGAAUACGAUUUCGGCAAACGUUAGUUUCUCCAGCACUGAACAAAAUCCACCAUCACCAGAAACUGAAAACAGUAGAAAGAAAGGUAGAAAAGUGACUUGUUCAUUUGUCAAACGCUCGUUUUUCUACUAUCAAUUAGAAGAUGAAAAUCGAUACUCAUUGGAACAAAUGAUCUCCUAUCGUCAUGGGCAACACGUUGAGGAUAAAGCGUUAUCUCGUCGAGUUCGGCGAUUCUACGCGAGACAGGAUGAAAUGAUCGAUCAGUUAUCAACAAUUCAUGAACGGCACACGUCUGGUUCGUCGCAUGAUGAACGCGCAGAAAAACACAAACGAUGGACGAUUAUAUUGAUCAAAACUACACUGAUUUCUAACAUCAUUCUCGUUUUAGGAAAGAUCUUUUCAGCGAUUAUAUCCAAAUCUCUUUCAAUUGCUUCGUCUGCUAUUGAUAGUGCUAUUGACUUAAUGUUAAACUUUGCUAUUUGGUGGGCAAAUAGAGCUAUCAGACAACGAAAUCCAUAUCUCUAUCCACAAGGACGAACACGACUUGAACCGAUUAUUAUCAUCAUACUAAGUGUGGUUAUGUGUGCAGCUAGUUUUCAAGUGAUUUUUGAAGGCGUUCGUUCCGUUAUCGAAGAUGUGAACUAUUUUCGGAAUGUUAGCGGUUAUGCUUAUGAGAAACCACCGGUUGAUAUCAAUCCUGCUGCAAUUUCAAUCAUGUGUAUCACCAUUGUUAUCAAAAUUGUACUGGCAGUUUUAUGCUAUCGAAUUUCUACACCGACGAUGUCCGCUCUAGCUGCUGAUCAUCGGAACGAUGUAGUUGCAACAGUCGUCGCCUUGGUUUUUGGCAUUAUUGGAUCCAAAGCAAUCGAUGGAGAAAUUAAACCGAGAGAACUAUCAGUUAUUGAUCCAGUUGGUGCAAUUGUGAUCAGUUUAUACAUUAUCAUCUGUUGGAUUCCUCAAGUUCGUCUUCAUAUUCGGAAUUUGACUGGUUACACGGCACCUAGUCAUUUUCUUCAGCAAUUAACUUGGCUUGCUUUUCAUCAUUCGCCUUUAGUACGUAAAAUCGAUGCUGUCCGCGCCUAUCAUUUUGGUACGCAUUUUUUGGUCGAAGUUGAUGUCCUUCUUCCAAAUGAUUUGCAAUUGAGUGAUGCAGUUCAUGUUGGCAUUGAUCUCGAACAAAAGAUCGAAGCAUUACCCGAAGUAGAACGUGCUUUUGUUCAUCUAAACUGUGAACAUCCGGAUACGAAUACGAACACGAGUACCAUUCCGCUCGAGCAAGAACAAUCCGCAGCAGUUGCGGCUAUUAAUCGACGACAACAUAAGGUUGUCUGA
This is a messenger RNA of Adineta ricciae, 1503 nucleotides long. Lineage: Eukaryota; Metazoa; Rotifera; Eurotatoria; Adinetida; Adinetidae. The record is from the annotation of a GenBank genome assembly.